This is a messenger RNA of Olea europaea var. sylvestris, 771 nucleotides long. Its product is annotated as F-box protein At4g35930. NCBI's taxonomy places the organism in Eukaryota, Viridiplantae, Streptophyta, Magnoliopsida, Lamiales, Oleaceae. The annotation marks the transcript as partial. The transcript has 4 exons. The record is from RefSeq and is a predicted model, not a curated record.
GAAGGGAACUCACUAACUCUUUCUUGUUGUUUUAUUGAGGUGAAUAUAAUUUGCUUCCUGCACCACGAUCAACUUAAAGCAGUUUUCCAUGUCUCUCAGAAAUUAAGGAAGGCAGUUAUUAUUGCAAGGCAGUCACAUUUUAAUUACACUACACCUGAUCGCACUCGGCAAGAGAUGUUGAAGUUAAUGACUCCACGCCCCAUUGAUCACUGGCCUUUCAUGAGCAAAAGACAUGGAAAGUGUAGGUUGAUUUCGAGCCCACACACCCCCAAGGCACCAAAGCACGGUCCCCGCCCUCCCCGUGUCAUGAAGAUUACUGAGAUGCGGCAAAUUGCAGCUGUUCUCUUCCAGGACUCCUCUUUUCCUUCAACAUGCUUGGUGCCUUCAGUUUUACCAAAGCCUCUCUGCAGAUCGUUGGCUUCUAAUAGAGUCCUAUUUUCUGAGGAUGAACUGUGCCAGGCUGUUGCUCAAAACAAACUGCUUUGAUUUCUAUUGUGGUUUCUAUAAUGUGAAUAGUAAGAAGUUUAUCUCUUUUGUUUUUAGGGCAGUUUUAGAAUUUUCGAACUAAAGGAUUGCAGUAGGGUUAGAAGAAUUUAGUUUUUUAUGGUAAUAAUGUAUAAAGGCUUGUUUCUUGUAUAGUUCUAUGCUCUACCUGGUACUCUAUUCCUAUCUGCUAAUCUCAUUUUGAGUUGGCAUUGAAGAAUGAGGGAGUUUUGGUUGUCUUUCCCUCUUGGAUUGAUCUUAAUUAUAGUCUACCGGCUUGUUCGUAUA